CAAGCUGAAUCAAUGAAAAGGACAAGCAACAUAACAGAAUUCAUCCUACUGGGCCUGACCCAGAAUCCAGACCUGCAGAAAGUCUUAUUUGUUGCGUUUUUAAUCAUCUACUUGAUCACACUGGCAGGUAACCUGCUUAUCUCAGUCACCAUCUUCAUCACCCCAGCCCUGAGUUCUCCCAUGUACUUUUUUCUCUCCUAUUUGUCCAUUUUAGAUUGUUUCUACUCUUCUUCCAUAGCACCCAAAAUGAUCUCUGACUUGAUCUCUGAAAAGAACAUCAUAUCCUUCAAUGCUUGCAUGACCCAGCUCUUUAUUGAACAUUUCUUUGGUGGAACUGAGGUCGUCUUGUUAAUUACCAUGGCCUAUGACCGCUAUGUAGCCAUCUGUAAGCCCUUGCACUAUAUGACCCGCAUGAGCCGACCUGUGUAUGGUUUGCUCAUGGGAAUGGCUGGUGUUUUAGGGCUUCUUCAUGGAGGGAUCCAGCUUUUGUUCAUAGUCCAGUUACCAUUCUGUGGCCCUAAUGUCAUCGACCAUUUUAUGUGUGAUUUAACACCUCUCCUGGAGCUAGCCUGCAUAGACACUCACACUUUGGGGCCCCUGAUUACUGCCAACAGUGGGUCACUGUGCUUGCUUGUUUUUUCUAUGCUGGUUGCGUCCUAUGUCGUCAUCCUGUGCUCCCUCAGGACUUACAGCUCUAAAGGGCGUCGCAAAGCCCUAUCUACGUGUGCCUCUCAUGUCACUGGUGUCAUCUUAUUCUUUGUACCUUGUAUAUUCCUGUACCUAAGACCUUCAACCUCCUUUCCCAUUGACAAAGCUGUGGCUGUGUUUUGCACCAUAGUAACUCCCAUGCUGAACCCUUUAAUCUAUACCCUCAGAAAUGCAGAAGUAAAAAAUGUCAUGAAAAAGCUCUGGGAGCAAAUAAUGAAUACUGGUAAUGAAUAA
Molecule: messenger RNA, 942 nt
Organism: Pipistrellus kuhlii (Kuhl's pipistrelle)
Lineage: Eukaryota; Metazoa; Chordata; Mammalia; Chiroptera; Vespertilionidae
Product: olfactory receptor 4C45-like
Exons: 1
Coding region: 13-942 (309 amino acids)
Biological process (GO): G protein-coupled receptor signaling pathway
Cellular component (GO): membrane
Molecular function (GO): olfactory receptor activity; G protein-coupled receptor activity
Source: RefSeq, a predicted model, not a curated record